GGAUUGUUUUAAAAUUUUACCUAAAAUAAAACCAGUUUCAUCUUUGAGACAAAAAUUUGUCCGUGGAAGAAAUCUUGACAUUUUCGGAUUUGACAAAGAUGGAAGCUUGUUUGAGAUGUUCACGAGGAAGCUAUCUAAUUGAAGCCAUGAGACCACUCUCCAGCUCUCUCCGGCCUUCUUCUUCUGUCUCUUUUAGCACCGGCAAGCCAAUCAAGAGAGCUUAUGAUGGAUUGUUGCUUGAUGCUGGAGGAACUCUUUUGCAAUUGUCGAAACCUGUUCAUGAAACCUACGCUUCCUUGGGCCAAAAAUAUGGUCUCAAGACAACUCCAGCUGAGAUCAAGGAAGGUUUCAAGAGAGUUUUUUCUGCCCCUUGGCCUGAGAAGUUACGUUACCAGGGAGAUGGAAGACCAUUCUGGAAGCUUGUUGUUUCGGAAGCUACUGGUUGUUCUGAUAAUGACUACUUCGAAGACGUCUACCAAUAUUAUGCGAAUGGCGAGGCAUGGCAUCUCCCAGAAGGAGCUUAUGAGACAAUGUCACUACUGAAAGAUGCUGGAGUUAAGAUGGCUGUUGUGUCUAAUUUCGAUACCAGGCUAAGAAAGCUAUUGAAGGAUCUUAAUGUCAUAGAUAUGUUCGAUGCUGUGAUUGUAUCCGCAGAAGUCGGAUACGAGAAGCCUGAUGAACGAAUCUUCAAAUCUGCGUUAGAACAAAUCAGCGUAGAUGUAAACAGAGCAGUGCAUGUCGGAGAUGAUGAAGGAGCUGAUAAAGGCGGAGCAAACGCCAUCGGUAUUGCUUGUUGGUUGUGGGGAGAAGAUGUGCAGACAUUUUCGGACAUACAAAAGCGGAUCUUGGUUUCAGAACUCUAAGCUUCAAAGAUUUUGUUCUGCAAUAUUUUUCAGACCCUGUACACACUUACUCAAUCAACACUGUAAUCUGUCUCUUUAAAAAUUUAAUUAAUAAUGAAAAAGCUGCAAACUUGGACAACAA
Messenger RNA from Arabidopsis thaliana (thale cress), 984 nucleotides. Its product is annotated as Haloacid dehalogenase-like hydrolase (HAD) superfamily protein. The transcript has 9 exons. Lineage: Eukaryota; Viridiplantae; Streptophyta; Magnoliopsida; Brassicales; Brassicaceae. The coding region runs from base 99 to 863 and encodes 254 amino acids. The record is from RefSeq and is marked reviewed.